This is a messenger RNA of Cherax quadricarinatus, 1293 nucleotides long. It is a transcript of the gene Polr2J, whose product is annotated as DNA-directed RNA polymerase II subunit RPB11. The record is from RefSeq and is a predicted model, not a curated record. Gene Ontology annotation, molecular function: DNA binding; protein dimerization activity. Gene Ontology annotation, biological process: transcription by RNA polymerase II. NCBI's taxonomy places the organism in Eukaryota, Metazoa, Arthropoda, Malacostraca, Decapoda, Parastacidae. Gene Ontology annotation, cellular component: RNA polymerase II, core complex.
UCACUUGUCUGAGGACCAGCUGAUGUAAACAGUGUGGCAGCCAUUACUGCUCCAGUGUGUCACUAGCUUCUGUUGCUCCUCCUUUUAUACCAGUGUUCUUCUACCACAGUAGACUCUGCGUUCACUAUAACACGUUCUUAAAGAACAAGAACAACCACACUAAACAUGAACGCGCCGCCCACAUUCGAAUCAUUUCUGCUGUUUGACGGAGAAAAGAAAAUUAUCAAGGAGGUUGAUACGAAGGUACCUAAUGCAGCCAUCUACACUAUCAACAAGGAAGAUCACACUCUGGGCAACAUGAUCCGCAUGCAACUUCUCAAAGACCCAAAUGUCAUGUUUGCUGGUUACAAGAACCCUCAUCCCCUCGAACACAAAGUUCUCCUUCGUAUUCAGACCAUAGAUGCCAGUUAUACGCCACAUGAUGCCUUCAUGAAUGCCAUCACAGACCUGAUCUCCGAACUCUCACUGCUAGAGGAACGAUUCAGAGAGGCUAUACGAGAAAAGAAGGAAGGUUUUGACUAAGGCACCUUUGUUUUAUAUUCAGUACUUACUUUUCAUUGUCAUGCCAUUAUUUGUUGUCAUAUUCAUUAGACAUUGUUUAAACCCUUAGAUCAAACAUCAUUUUCAUCAAGUUGGAGUUUCGGGUGUAGAAUAUCUCAUUGUAAAAUUAUCUUUAGUUUGAAGUGUCUAUCUUUGUAUCUUCUUGGACAGAUCAUCUACUGUAAUUUGUUUCCAAAAACAAGUGGAAAAAAAAUCUUAAAUUCCCAGAAAUGUAAAAAACAUGUUUUAACUAAUCUGUACCAAAUGUAUUAAAAUAUAUUUUUUGACAAAUAUGGGCCCACUACACAUGCAAUGUUAGAAUUGGUAUACGUAGUUACGUACAGUUUUUUCUAAUGCGCUAUAAACAUUUUAAAUAUUUCAUGAAACUUACCAGUAAACAAUAAUAGUCGGUUAAUGGCUUACUCUCAGCAGUCUCCAUAAUACUGAUUAUCAUAACUUCUGAAUAUUUUUUCCCUUCUGAGUUUUUGGCCCAAAUUUAGGUCAGUUUAUUAUUGUUACAUUGAUGAGGGAAGGGAAGGUCAGGUCAGUUUAAAAAUUGUUCAAACAAAGAAAAUGAAUUAUCCCUACUUUUGGAUUUGCUGAUUAGAACUACUAAUAGCCAGAUAGAUAUUAGACUUUUCUUUUGGGGUGGAUGAUAUUCUGUAGUUAUUUCACCAUUUACCAUAAUAUGAAUAUUUUCCUGAUUUUGUAUGACUGACUGAUAGAAGAAAACUUUGCAGAAAAGAUAAAGAA